CCUUGAGCUCCUUAGAGGAAAAGAUGGCAUAUAGAUAUAAUAAACGAAAUGCGUCACAGCAUUCCGCACACGCGCUCCAUCGGGCAACCAAAAAACAACACGGCAGCUGAAGGAUUCCGGCCCUGCAAAAGCACUUGAGAAGAGCGCCGGGGAAGGGGCGUGGCCUAGGUCGUACUGAGGACCAGAUGGACAGGCCUUCUCAACCAACCACAUUCGCCCGAGCCAGGGCUAGAGAAACUAUUCGACAGGUGCCCUCGGUUAUCCAUGACCUGUUUGGGAAAGCGGCCGCAUGAGGAGGCGGGCAGAAAGGGGCGGGCCUCGGCUUCCGAGGGAGGAGCGCAAAAGCACGGAAGCGGGCGGGACUCCCAGCUUCACCCUCUCUAUAGGUGCCCCAGAGGGAAGUGGGCGGAGCGAGGAAAUCGUGCUCGAGACUGUGCCGUUGCUCGCCCUGAGGCGGCCGGUGGGAGUGCGCUUGCGCAAGAGAAGGACCGAUCUGUUCCUUAAAUCACCUCAGGAGGGGAGUGGACCGGGCCGCGCAGGCCCGCCGUGAGGGGAGGAAGAUGAUGGAGCGGGAGACGGCCGCGCUGUCUCGGCAACCGCGGCGGCGGCCGCGGCUUUGGGCCUUCUGCCUGCCGUGCUGCUUCUUGCUGUGGUGCCGCCCAGUGACAGGGAUGGAGUCCACCGCGUCGCCUUCGCCAUCUCCCGCUACGCGUAAGCGAGGAGGCCCUUCUGGGCUGCCCGGGACGGGUCGUGGCGGGUGAGGGGGGGCUCUGCUCUUGCUUCCUCCCUGGUCCUGGUCUUGGUUGGAGGCAGGGGCCGGAGCGGCCUCUCCUUGGGCCCUUGGAGGGCUGGGCCGUUUCCCCCGCUUGUUUACCCCCCUCCCCCAUGUCGGGCACCUUCAGGUACAAGUCGCGCGUCCCUUUUGUCCUCGCGAGGAAGCCCGACGGCAACUUCCCUUUCUCUGGCUCAAAGAAGGAACUGUUAAAAUGGGCAGGUGUAUUAUAGUGCCAGUUUCCGGGGACUGAAAGUUCCCCUUCUCGGUCUUGUUUGCACUCGUCCCAACCUAGAUAGCCGUUUUGGACGUACCUGCCCUGUUAACUGCUGCCCCCUGGCCUCGAUUCACCCCCCAACUGCCUCCUUUAUCAUGAUGACAUCUCCUCCGACAUAACUGACCGCAGGACUUGGAAGCCCAUUCCCCUUUUUUCAGUGACAAAUAAGGGAUAAUGGCUAAUAGUUUAAAUAACCCAGAAUUGGAUUGUUGUGGGUGUAUUUCCACUUAAUUUUGUCUCCUGUUUCCUCCCUUCCUAUCUCCCACCCUGUGCCAGUGUUCUGUUUCCAUGCAAGGAGGCUUAUCUUCGUUGUAUGAGAGACUGGUACAGCUCAAACUGUGGCUGAAGCUAGCUGAUUACUUACAGACCACAAGUGAAAAACGAAAGCUGUAAAUCAGAAAGAUGAUCCUGGGGGCACCAAAUAAGUCCUUCAUGAGUACCAUCCAGUGCUUUUUGUCCUUAAAAAUGUUUAGGGGUACUCUCAUUUUCCUACUCAUAUUGAAAUAGGUAAAGGUAAAGGGACCCCUGACCAUUAGGUCCAGUUGUGGCCGACUCUGGGAUUGCGGCACUCAUCUCGCUUUAUUGGCCAAGGGAGCCGGUGUACAGCUUCCGGGUCAUGUGGCCAGCAUGACUAAGCUGCUUCUGGUGAACCAGAGCAGCACUCGGAAACGCUGUUUACCUUCCCGCUGGAGCGGUACCUAUUUAUUUACUUGCAGUUUGACGUGCUUUCGAACUGCUAGGUUGGCAGGAGCAGGGACCGAGCAACGGGAGCUCACCCCGUCGCGACGAUUUGAACCGCGGACCUUCUGAUCGGCAAGUCCUAGACUCUGUGGUUUAACCCACAGCGCCACCCACGUCCCUCAUAUUGAAAUACUGCCGCUCAAUGUGGCCAAACUUAGAUUUACAAAAUAUUUAGGGGUGUGCACCCCCUGCGUCCCCCCAGAAAAAAGGCACUGGUACCAUCACACCCAUGGGAGCUGAGUUGGCAGCCCCUGAAAUAUGCCAACCCUAGUUCUUGUCUAGAUGAAUGUAAGGCCAGACCUAAGAUUCAGUAUCCUGUUUCAAAAUAGGGUGAAGUGUUUUGGGUGUGUUUGUGUGGUGCUGAAUGUCUUGUUGACAUCUCUAAGCAGAGUUUAGACUAGUACACAAAUGGGUGGAAGUUGUUUUGGAGGAUUUACAGUUCUUUAAUGCAUUCUAAAGUGUUUUAGCAUAGUUCAGAUUCAAAUUUCAUAGCUGUCAGAAAAAUAAUAGAUUCAAUUAAGUUCUUCAUUUUUCAUGCAAACUUUAUUCCUUUCCAGCAUGUGCUGCUUUUACUCAAAAGACAUGUGAAGAAUGUGUAAAAAAUACCAAAGUAAGUUUAGUCACUUUUAUAUCCGGGGGGAUUUUCUAGUGAUAACAUAAGUGGAUAUUUCAUGCACAGGCCGAAGAAAAUGUUUUGCAAGUAUUUGUUGCUGCACUUCAGUAGAAAAUGGAAGUCCUUAUUCUCUAAUGGAAAUUUACUGGACAAACUCUCACACAACUGACUCAUUCACCAUGGAAACUGGAACUGGUUGCUAUUUUUUCAGGGAGCCUUGGAAAACUGUUCUUUAUUUUUUGUGCUUUUGCAAGAAACUAUAUGCUCAAAGUGAUGUGCUCUAAUACCAAGUUGCUUUACACAGUAGACUUGAAGGGGAGAGCACUGUUGCAUUCAAGUUCUUCUUUUGGGCUUCUUGCGGAUAUCUGAGAACAGAGCUGCAUUGAUAGGCAUUUGAUCUGAUCCACCAGUCUCUUGUGUACUUAAGGCAUGACUUGACUUUUAUAGGAUAAAACAGCUUCCCUUCAUUUGAUAAUUACAACUCAUAAUUCUGUGCAGAGUUCAAAUGUUUAAAAAUCUACUUUAAAUUAGUAUAGAAUAGAGUUCUUAAAAUUAUAAACAUCUGGUUUGAAAACAACAUAAGCAUACAUUGCAGCAACUUCUCAAAGUGCAUCAGUUUUAAAAAAUAUGUAUCAAUGUUAACAACACAAAAGGAUAUCAAAACUUUCUCUAAUACUGAGCAGUUUGCCAAAGUUUUUAACAUAGUAUGUACAAAAUGGUCAGAACUGUUUGCCAAGGCUUUUAACAGAUAUUGUGAGCAGGGUUGUCAACAAUGGUCUGUGUUUACUCAACUGCCCCAACUCAACAAGUACUUCAAGCAGCACCAAUGUAGAUAGGAGCUGCUGUCUAUUGGAUUUCAGUCUCUCACCAGGAAACCAGUCUCCCUGAAAUCUAGCUGUGAGAGGUUGUAUUUGCUGCUGGGCUAGAGAAAGUAAGUAGGGAUUCUGUCAGUAUAAUGACCAUUCCGCUGACCAACAAUUUCCUUCCCUGAGCGGAUAGAUUUGAUGUUGGGGCUAGUGUUUGAAAACCCCCCAACUUUGGUUCUGGGGGAUUUAAACAUGCAUGCUGAAACCAUCUUAACAAGUCCAGCUGUCAUGACUAUUAUGGAACUAUCUCAGUAUACAUCAUAGACCCAAUGUAUAGAGUACCUCAUACCUGCAAUCUGGUUCUCACAAAUGGAAGACUUGUAGAUGUGUCCGGAGAAAGUACAAAUCACCCUGCUGUCAUCAACCAACAAUUUCCUUGUAGGAUUUAGGCUAUUGAUAGUGUUGCCACCCUGAAAGGAUGGAUGACUCCUUAGAAUGUUCUGUAGCAAGACACUAAUGGAAUCUAAGGGAUUCCUGAAUGCUCUAGGGAAGUUUCCAGUUGGCAUGGCUGAUCACAUCUGAGGCCCUGAUCUCACUGUGGAAUGGUGAGAUGGGAAGGGUCAUAGAUUGAGUCAGUCCUGAGCACUCUCCUAUGCUUGACUUCCUGGUUUUCAGAUGAGCUCUGAUCAGUGAAAUAGGCUGCAUGACUGUUGAAGCAUAAGUGGAACAAAUAGUGUACCAAGUACAACUGACCACCACUGUUAAGAGUGCAUGUUUGCACCUACUGAGUGGUAGUGGUGGCAGUGAAGAAGGCUUACCGUUGCAUCCUCAUGUGGCUAUUCAGCAGAGCUUUUCCAGGCAGUGAUGGUGCUAAAGGGAUCCUCCCAUAAGGGAGAAGGCCUUGAACCUUUAGAUGCUUGCUGUGACAGAUUGGCCAGGUACUUUUAGAAUAGCUUGUCCGUGUUGAUUUAAGCAGAGUCUGUCGUGCCCAACGGAAGGAUGAGAAUACGUGCUGCAUACUCUUUAUUGCUUUAUUUACAGUUCAAAGCUGGUAUAUUACAGAAAGACAUCUUGCCUCUGCAAGAGCAGAAAAAUGCAUCCUCUCUCCUCAACAGCACGGAGAGAAUCACAGUGAAAAACAGGAAACCAGUGUACGUCACAUCCAGUCUCCCUUUCCCGUGAGAAACUCCAACAGUACAGACUGUGGAAUGUAAAACAAUGUCUUGUGACUGCAGAGCUGCACAGUGAAGGAAAACAGAAACCAACAUCCUCCCCCUUUCUGUGAACAUCACUGGGCAGCGUGUUCGUACAGUAUCAGUACAAACCCAACUUCUGCACAUAGGUACAGUGUUGAUCCCUUGAUACAAUCUUGGACAAUACAUCAGCAGGAAUUUCAUUACCUGGCAUAUAGGACACCGUUACGAGUCCCUUCUGAAUACAUUCCCUAGCAUGCUGCAACUUUAAUUGCAAGUGCUUUGUGCUUUGCUUACAACCUUCAGACUUCAGCAAAGCCAAACAUGCUUUGUUGUCCUGGUAAACCUGGAUUGGACAUUUGACAGGAAUUUUCAUAUCUUUGCACAAUUGUACUAACCAUUCACAAUCCUUAAGUGAAUAAGACAGUGCAUUCAGUUCAGCUUCACAAGUAUUUAAGCUAACUGUUGUUUGCUUCUUGCAUGACCAAUCAAACAGACUCUGAUUGUACAUGUAGCAAACUCCAGACGUACCUUUCCUGUCUGUAGCGUCACUUCCAAAACUUGCAUCUGCAAAUAUCUCAAGACCACCAGACUUCUGAUUGUUAAAUCUCAGUCUGUAAUGCAUAGUGCCUUUCAAAUACCGCGCUAUGCGUUUCAGAGCUUUCCAAUCCUUGACACUAGGAUUGUUGACUUGUCUGCUUAGCAAAUUACAGCUAACAGCAAUGUCUGGUCUUGAACAUCUGGCAAUGAAGUUUAGCUUGCCUAGCACACUCCUGUACAGUGUAGUGUCAGAAAAUGCUUCUUCAGUGUCAUCUACCUGAUAACCUGUUGUCAUCGGUGUGUCUACAGGGUUAGCAUCCAUCAGAUUUAGUUUGCUUAACACAUCAGCAAUUUUCCGUGACUGGUGUACUAGAAUGUUACCAUCUUGAUCUCUCUCUAUUUCCAGAGAUAGGUAGUUGUUUACCUCACCAAGAUCUUUCAUGUCAAAGUGCUCUUUCAGUUGAGCUAGGGCGCUAUUGUACAUUGCAACAUCUUUCCAAAAGAAUAAUAAAUCAUCAACAUAAAACAAACAGUACAGUUUCUUUUGCCCUCCUCUUUGACAAAUACACAUGGAUCAGCUUUCCUUGCUGAAAACCUAGAGAAAACAAUACUUCAGUGAGUUUUGUGUGCCAACACCGUGCACUUUGUUUGAGACCAUAAAGGGAUUUCUUCAGAGCACAAACAAAUCCCUGUUUUACCUGUACGCCAUCAGGUGGAAGCAUAUAAAGUGAUUCAUCUAGAGAUCCGUACAGAAAAGCUGUAUUAAUAUCAUGGUGACUAAUGUGUAGAUUUUCCUCUGCAGCUAGCUUGAGCAUAAGCCUAAUGCUUUCAUAUCUCACUGUGGGUGAAUAGGUCUCGUGAUAGUCUUCACCUGGUACCUGUGCAAAACCUCUGGCUACCAAUCUGGCUUUGUGUCUGACUAUCUUGCCAUUUUGAUCUGUCUUCGCUUUGAAGACCCAUUUGCUUCCAAGCAGUUUCAUUCCUGGAACUACUGGAACUAGUUCCCAUGUUUUGUUCCUUUCUAAGGAAUCAAGCUCAGCCUUCAUGGCAUUUAACCAUGGCUCAGCUUCCUUUGAAUCCAAACCCUGGAUUUCUUGGAAACUUGAAGGUUCAAAUACCUUCUUGGAGCUUUUAACAGCUGUUACUGCUAUCUUAGCAAACUCAUCAGCAAAUCUCUUUGGAGGUUUGCCUGUUGUGGCUCUCUGUGACCUACGAAUUAUCCUUAAGUCUUCAACACUCUCCUCUUCCUUCUUAGGAGAAAAACGACCUAUUGUGAACAAUGGUUCCUCCAAUUCUUGAUCAGAGCUUUCAGAGGGUCGCAUAGAGGCUUUCGCACUCUUGAAAUCCUCUGAAUCACCCGAUUCAGUUUCAGAUUCAGACUCAGAACCUUCAUCAGUGGGUGUGGGCUGUUGUGGUUGCUUUUGACUAUCCUCAGUCUCAUCACCGUCAUCAGGAUAACAUUGGAAAAUUCCCACAUUCUCCCCCACUUUGCAUUGUACUCAACACUUCUCGUGAGCUUAAUUGUCUUAGAGUCAGUCAUCAUUAUUCUGUAAGACCCUUUCUGAUAACCUAGAAAGAUACCAUGCAAUCCACGCUUGUCUAACUUGGAGUUUUGUGGUGAGCGAACCCACAUGUCAGAACCAAAAAUCUUCAUGUGUUUGAUGUAUGGCUUCUUGCCAAACAUCUUCUCAUAGGGGGUACAUCCAAUCGCUGAAGAUAACCUGCGAUUGUAACUGUAAACAAAACACGAGAGAGAUUCGGCCCAAUAACUCUCUGGAAGAUUGGCAUCAUGCAGCAAGGUUUUUAACCCUUGAAGCAAAGUCUGAUUUGCCCGUUCCGCAAGUCCAUUCUGCCAUGGCGAGCGAGGACUAGACAAAUCGUGUUGAAUUCCUUUCUCAGUCAGAAAAGCUUCAAACUGCUGAGAAGUGAAUUCUCCCGCGAUCACUGAAAAGAGUCUUUAUCUUCUUACCAUGCACAUUUUCCAACCAAGCACAGAAUUCCUUGAACCUAGGAAAAGCCUCUGAUUUCUGCUUGAGAUUGUACACAAAAAUAUAUCUAGAAAAUGCAUCAAUGAGAACCAUGAAGUAUCUAUUUCCACCCAAAGAGGGCGUUAGUGGUCCAACCAAAUCAGCAUGAACAACCUGGUAUGGUUCUGUAGCUUUCCUACUAGACACCUUACCUUUCGCAGCCAUUUUCACCUUGUUUGCUGCGCAUGCUUUGCACUUCAUGUGGUACCUGCAGGGUUUAAUAGUCAUACCUUCAACCAAGGCAGGCAUUUUAGAUACUGCCUCAAAAUGCAAAUGACCAAAUUUGCGAUGAAAAUCGUGAAUACAUUCUGCAUGCAAACUUUUGUUAGAACCUGCAAUGCAACAAGUGUCAUCCUGCACCACAUCAUCAUAAUACAAAACAAACAAACGAUCAACAUAUUCUGCAUGCAAUACAUAAUCAUUUUUCUUUGUGAUGAUGCACUUCUUGUUCUUGAAGGAAACGUCAAUGUUCCGCUCAUUCAGCUGUCCAACGCUGAGCAGAUUAUGUUUGGCGUCUGGCACGUAAAGCACAUUCUGUAUCGAUAAGUACAAACUGUGAAGAACAACAGUUCCGUAGCCUUUACUGGGAAUAGUGUGGUCAUCCGCCUGGUGAAUCGCACCUUCCUGCGGUGUAAAAGACACAAACAGUUUCUUAUCGUUGCACAUGUGGUGGGUGGCCGCUGAAUCAACAACGAAGAAAGAUCUAGACGUCUUCUGGACCUCUGCAACCUUUGGAGUGAAGCGUGAAACCAUAGCCUUGUGCUGCGUUGUCCUAGACACCGGACCUUUGCCUUUGCCUCGGCCUUUUCCGCGUGAUGAGCUUCGCUGCGCUGCUCUGUCUUGGCCCUGGGAUGUCUGCAUUCCCUCUUCAUAUGGCCUAGACGUCCACACGAGUAGCAUUUCACUGCCUUCAAAGCUUUGGCGCCAUCUGGUGGUUCCACUGCACUAUGGGAUGACGUCUGUGAAGACUCCCCUUGCCCAUGCAGCUAGCACCCCGGCGAUCUGCUUCAUUUAAAAUCACGGCAGUAACAAAGUCCACUGUCAGCUGAGCAGUUGGUUGCACAGCAAUCUGGGUUGCAACAGACUCCCAACCUGAACCCAAAGAUUGUAGUAUCAUGAAAGAAUACACAGCCUCUGGAAAGUUGAGUCCUCUCUGUUGCAGCUCAUGUCUCAGAUUUUGCAUCUGCAUCAGAUGUAAACGCACAUCUCCACCUUCAGCAAGAGCCAUAUUAUGCAGCUUGUUAAAAUAAAACAUAGUGGAUCCAGCUUCUGUCCUUAAGUGAGCCUCUCUCAGAGCGUCCCAAAUUUCUCUGGCUGAGGUCUUAUCACGCAAUAGACAGAGCUCUUCUGGGGAUACUAUCAAUGUAAGAGUUCCCUUGCUUUGGAAUCCUUAGCUUCCCAUGCAUCUGUAACUGGAACUGGGGGGGUUUCUGUAAUCACCUCAAACAAACCCUCUUCCGCAGAAUUGCCUCUGCAUACUGAACCCAGUCGCUGUAAUUUUUCUUGUUGAGCUUAGGAAUCCCACAAGCAUCCUGAAGGGCCAUCAUGACUCUGGCAUUAGCCUUCAGCGUCAUUAUGCUGCUUUAAAUCUUGCUGCGUCACUGCUGCAGCUGCCUUAUCACAAAGGCACACUUAAAAGUUACUUUCGAUUUCCCCAGCAUAGUGACUUGUGCCUGGGAGCCUUUUGCCUAUUACCGGCAAAACCGGCUUUAAAAGUUCAAAGUCCAGCCAUAAAGCCAUUAACUUGAAGCUGGCAGGCUGCCCGGAGCAGUAGCACAUACCUCAUCAAUCACUUCGACGCGCAGAGCAGAUUGCGUUCCGAUCCGUUCCUCUGCAUUCCGAUCCUCUGCCGGCACUCCGAUUCGACCUCUGGAGUCCAUAACCACGUGUUGAUUUAAGCAGAGUCUGUCGUGCCCAACGGAAGGAUGAGAAUACGUGCUGCAUACUCUUUAUUGCUUUAUUUACAGUUCAAAGCUGGUAUAUUACAGAAAGACAUCUUGCCUCUGCAAGAGCAGAAAAUGCAUCCUCUCUCCUCAACAGCCCGGAGAGAAUCACAGUGAAAAACAGGAAACCAGUGUACGUCACAUCCAGUCUCCCUUUCCCGUGAGAAACUCCAACAGUACAGACUGUGGAAUGUAAAACAAUGUCUUGUGACUGCAGAGCUGCACAGUGAAGGAAAACAGAAACCAACAGUCCAUUUGUGACCGAUCCUUGGGAUUUAUGUUUCCCCUUCUGGUUAUACUUGUGGGCUCCAAUAUCUUCCUUCUUUGUUGAAAUAUGUAAACCAGGUCUACUUUGUUUUGAACAAAUUAAGGAUUGAUUGGUUAGGAUAUAAAGGGAGAAUAGUAUGAUUUGUUUGAAAAAACCAAGGAGGAAGUUGGGGAGAGUAGGAAUCUGAGGAUUCGUCAUAACUGGCCAAACCAUGGCUUGCUUUUGCAUGCAUACCAUUACCAAGUCAUGAAAACUAUUUUUAUAAGAUGUCCAUUUGUUUAAAUAGUACAUAGUUCUUUUAAAUAGUACAUAAUUCUUCUGUAUUUAAUAGCAAUGAAUGACUUUUGUGGUAACUGCAGAUAGUUUGUUAGCACUGGCCUUGUGACUGUGAGACUGUUUACAUUUUAAUAGCCGUUUUUGAACGUUUUCUUCACUUUCCCUAAUUUGGUUAUGUACUCUUCAGAAGUAAAGACUGAUUUAGUUGUAUUGGUGUGGUACAAUGGCCCCAUAUUUUUUUUAAGCUGUAGCUCAGAUAGAUAAUAUCCCUUUGUACUCAGUAGUUGUUUUGUCUGAAAGAAUAGCCUAAUUGUGUUAAACCAACAUCUAACCCAGUAUCUACUGUCCAACUGCUCUUGGACAGUUGGACAGUAACAAUUUAGAGCAAGCAUCUUUGGAAACCUUUUGCUGCGCCUUUCACAGCUAUAGGUUCAGCAACAGGGCAGAAAAAAGGAGCAGAGCCAGGAAGCAGUGGAAGAAUAAAAGUGUAGGAGAAAGUGUUGGAAAAAUAGAAUGAAGUGGAGGCAAGGAAUAAGAUUGGGCAAUAACUGCUGAACAUCUUACCUCUUCUGUAAAUUCCUACUAGCACAUUUACACCAACAUUUCAUUUAAAAUCUUACUGUACAGUUCUUACAAUGUGAACAAAGUAACUUCUGAGCUAUUGUGAAGUUACUAAAGCAACAUAAAUAAAUAUAUUGUAAACACUGGCAAAGUUUAGAGUAGUUAUGGUAACAGAAUGAUGAAUGACAUUCACAAUGCUGCAGUGUUAGUCUCGUCCUUGAGGAAACAUAAGCCUGACCUUCAUUACCUGGAUCAUAUGUGAUGCUAAGUCAAACCAUUGCUUAAUAUAUGUGAAUUUGAGGGUUCCCAGAGAGAAGAUGGCAGCUGCUUCUGCACAUCUCUCCUACUGCAACCCAAUUCAUGGUCUGGCUUAUUGUGUCAUUUGAACCCAGGAAACAUUGCCAUUGGGAGAGGGCACCAGGAGCAGAGGAAGAAAAGUGUUGUAGUUUCUACUAACUGUAAAACUGUCAUUGGCUUCUUUUAAUACCUCAAAAAUUGACAUAGAGGGUGUGCUUCAAUCACGACCUGCUCCCCACAGAAAAUGUCAAGUUACAGCUCCGUUUUAGUUUAAUUUCAGACUAUGUUAACUUCUCAAGAAGUGUAAGAUUGAGUGGUUGACUUGCAUACUUCCUGAUAAGACUACUUCUGUUUAUUUUUCACUUUUGUUCUGCUUAGUGUCUUUGGUGCCAUGUCAAUUCCACUUGUAUGGACUAUCCUGUGAGGAAACUCAUUCCACCAUCUUCGCUGUGUAAACUUACAGAUGCUUAUUGGGCAAUUUGCUGGGGUAGGUAAUGAUUGUGAUUGUCUUUAAUUUAUUGUUACUUGUAAUGGAAGCUAUGAAAUGAUGAUCAUAAUUCUUCAUGCAAAAGUACUUAACUGGAGUUCUCCCACUAGUCAAUAUUUCAUAUAUGCACCAUUACCUUACAUGGACUAUUUAUAAGCUUAAAAAUAGUCUUGCACACAGCACUAAUCACCAUUGGAUUUCCUGAAGCUUCCAUUUUAAUGAGACUGUUUUUCUGGGAAGUUUGUUUCUGAAUUGUUUACUGCUGAUCUCUGAUACUGAACAGAAAAAACACAGUUCUGCUAAGUGGUAGGCUUAAGAAUAAAGUCAAGUUCUCUGGAUAAUGUUGUCCUCUUCUGAAGUUGUCUUCUCUGAUUUGCGUUCAGUUAAUCAACUCACUUAGCUUGCACAAUUGUUGCAUUCAGUUAUAAUACCACAUCAUGGUAUAAUGCUAUGAUAAUGAUCUUAGUUUCCCCUCAGAUGGUCACAAGAAAGUGAUAGGUUGUUGCUACGUUAAUUUUAGAUCAGGGUGGAUAAAAAUCAAUGUUUUUUUUAAAAAAGAAAUUAAAAAUUGAAUUUUUUAAUUUAAAUCGGAUUUUAUUAAAUUUAAAUCGGAUUUUUAAAAUAAAAUGCUUUUGGAGGAAAAAUCUUUCUAGAGAUAGUUUUCUAUUUAAGUUACAUUGUAGUCCAAAGGCUGUUCAUCAGGAAAUAAGGAUUUCUUUUAAGUUUUUCAUGUGUCCUAAGACUCAGUCUUAAGGUUUUUUUAAAAACAACCAUUUAACCACAUCAGUUAACAAACAUGGAUACAUAUGCUAUAAUGUUAUUGUUUUAGUUAAAUAAUCAUUUCCUUAAUAACAAUUAAACAAUUUAUUUUUCUCCUUCCAAUAAAGUACAGCAGAAAAGUUGUCCAAAUAUAAACAGUUAACUUAUUAAACCUCACAAUAAUUUCAGAAUUAUCUGUCUGUGUAUUUCUAAUAGUAAUUUUUGAUAUAACUGUAAAAACUACUCUGAAAAUUUAUUAUUCCAAAAAUGAAACCUUCAUCUGGUUGUAAAUAUUAAGAUUAUACCAGCAAGAAUGAGUCUUUCUGUAAAAAAAAAGAAAAUAUUUAAAUCAAGUCUUACUGACUAGUGAUUUAAAUCAUGAUUUAAAUAGAUUUGAUUUAAAUCAAAUCCGCCCUGUUUUAGAUUAAGUGUAGUUUAAUGAACUGCUGUGUAGCAUAUCAUCUAAAUUCUAAACAAGCCACUCCAUAAUCAUGGUUGGAAGUUAACUUCUUUUCAAGCAAACCAUAGUUAAGAUUAACAACAGUUUGUUUGGUUCUGACAAAACAGCAAACCAUGGUUAAUCAAAAUGGAAAUGAAAGCUGAUUUCAUGGGCUGGGCCAGGAGCAGUAUGGGAGCCCAAAGCUUGCUGUAGCCUAUUCCCAUUGUUCUAAACUAUGGAUUUGCCUUGCAUUCAAUUUCUCUUUGUUUUAAAUUGUUUAUAUGAGGGAAGAGUUCUUACAAUACUUCAGAUCCACUUGUGUGUAGAGGGUUAUCAAAAAUAGAUUUCACUGUUCACAAAGCUCUGUCGUAGUACAUGAGUUCUCUUUAUAUGUUACAUGUGUAGAAGGAAUGCAGAUGGGUUUUUUGCCUAACCCCAUGUGGAGUUUAAGUUGAAAAUAUCUGAUUUUGCUACCCAUGUAAUUCUAAUUCUCUCAUUUUGAAAUGUGACAUUUUCUUUAGUGGUUGUUUUCUAUUUUCUUCCAGGAUAUCUGCCUAAUAUUGUAGAAGACAUACUUGAGAAUGGAUAAAAUUGAAAUUUGGAUUCCAUAGCAUUCCACUUGCCCUUUUAAAUAAACAGACCAUGUGCUAAUGUUCUGACUAUCUUAAUAUGCUUAGUUUUAAGUUUAAUUACCAGUUUUAAGAUCUUUGAUAUAAGAACUAACCUAUUAAAAUGUGCAGGGCAGUACCUUGGACCCAGUUAGAUGGAAUCUCUAAACUAGAAGAACACAUUUCACAAUGACAGGCCCAUCUACUUCAUCACAUAAGUGAAUUCCAGUCAUUCCACUAAGAUAUAAUAUGUAAGUUGCUGCAAGGUGGUCUUCUAAUGGGCCCUAGUCGCUUCCCUGCAUGGAGCUCUUCUCUGUUACUGUAUUUCCUUCCUUUGCUAACCUUUGCAUGUACUAAAAUUCUGCUUUUAAUUUUCAGUCAACUUUGAGGCUAUGAUCAUCAGCAUUGCAGUUGUAGCAGGCUUCCUUCUCCUCCUUAUAGGAUGUUGCUGCUGUUACUGCUGUCGCAGACGUCGUUCUAGAGGGUAAAUGGUUUUUCUUAGUAACUUUGCUUGAUUUUUCUCCCCCCGACUUCAUCACCAUUUAUCUAUAAUAAAGUUGUCCUUGAAAUUAAGGGUUAUACAAAUGUGAUUUUAAGCACCUGAUUGAAAAACAUACAUAGUAUGGUUGUCUUUGUUUACAAAAAUUACAGGGAUCCCCAGUACAGAAUGGGUCUGCUCUACAUUGAGUGUAAACUUCGUGUCAGAACUGGGUUUUUUUAAAAUUUAAUGUACAGUUUCCUGAAGAAGGUAUUAUACACUUGAAACACAUUGGAUAUCUGAAACAUAAAUUCCAUUAAAUGCACUUUCAUGACAUGUUGGGGCUCAUUCUUUAAUGUCCAUUACACAUUGUGUCCACUGGGUGUCAGUGUUUUUUCCUCAAUAGGCUCGUAUGAAGUAGCAGAUGAAAGAUCUGUCUUUUAACUUAAAUCAGUUUGAUAUGUCUUGUUAUGAUGCUGGUGAGUUAAAAGCUAGAAAGUUAAAAGCUAGAAAGAACCAUGUUUUGGCCUCUGAUUCCUAUUUCACACUUCCUCAGGUGAAUUCAAGAAGGGAAUCAAUAAUCUACCGCUAGUCAGAGAAAUGGUUCCCAGUCAACUAAUCCCAUACUGUGAUAUCCAAGAUCAUCAUUUUUAUCUUGAAUUACCAACACUCUUAUUUAUUCUACAAAAUAUAUGACACAUAAGGUGCAGUCAAUGAAUCAUGACUUUCAAGUGUGUGUUAAUGUCAGCUUCAAAUUCUUCAGUAUAAGAUACCACUUGAGAUUAAUUUGUAGAGAAAAUGCUGCAAAUUUGUGAAUGUAUGGGUAAAUUAACAAACAUAAAUUCCUCAUAAACUAUAUAUCAGAAAUUAUAGUUUUUUGAUACAAAAAGCGCUUUAUUUCUUAGACGACCAUCUGAAGAAGAAGAAAGAUUUAUCAGAGAUCGGGAAGAAAAAAGAAUGCAGUCACUUCAGCGGUAUGUUUCAAAGCUUUUCUUUUUUAAAAAACACACCUAAAUACAUAAGUUUUGCUCAUAGAUGUCAUUAAAAAAGAGUCCAGCUAGGGAUAUGUUUAGUAUAGCCUUGCUAUAAAGCUUUGUAAGCAUUAAUUGCAGUAGUUCACUCUUAGUAUUUAUUAGGCAAUAUGCUUGUAAGCUGGCUCCUAAGGGUUUCAAUAAAUGCAACUCAUGAUGCUAGCUAGAGGCUUUGAAACCCUAAAAAUAAUAAUUUGAUGCUUGAGGGCAGUCAGCUAUCUUGUACAAGUAGAUAUACAGGUCUGCUUCCAGACAGUGGUGGAGGAAAGGCAGCAUAAUAGAAUGAAGCAGUAUUGGGUGAGUCAUCAGAUCUACUGUUUACAGCUCCAGGAUAGCAAGAUGUUCUGCCUUGGUGCUGAUCCAUUUUGUUAGCUGUUCUCCUGUGGAUCUUCAAAGCUAGAGUCUAUUUGUGCUAUAUGUGAAUAGUAAUCAUGGUAGUAUUUUAUAUGAAAUAUAAAAUGAAUCACACUGUUUGCCUGAUAGCACCCAUAGUGAUGUACAUUUUAAAAAAACACUUUUUAACCCCUUGCCAAAUUUCUAGAACACAGAAUGCAGGCAGACAGGAACAGCAAUAAUUUCCAGUAAGGAUGUCUGAUUUCUUAGUUUUCUAAGUCAAAGAGAAAUUAGACUAUACAUAUAUCUAGAUUGUGCAGUUACCUUAUUUUUCUGUGUAUAAGAUGCCACCAUGUAUAAGAUGCCCCCUAUUUUUGGGGACUCCAAAUUAAGAAAACUCCCCUCAGAACUACCUGUUCAUAAGACGAGCCUACUUUAAACCUACUUUUUUGGUUAAAAAAACAACCCUGGUCUUAUACAUGGAAAAUACGGCAUUUGCAUGUUUCUUCAGAAGUAUUGAUUAUAUAUUCAUUUAAGAAAACAUAUAUCCCACUUUUUAGUGCUAAAGUACCACUCAGGGUAGCUUUCAACACCUGAAAAUUGCAGUUACAUAAAAGAAUAUAAAAUGACCAGAAAUAAACGUUCAUCAGUUAAAACUAAAGCAUUAAAAUCAUCUGCCACAUACAACAGAAGCCUGCAGGAAUAAAACCGUCUUCAACAACUGGUGAAAAUUAGCACUGCGUAAAUCAGGCCACACUUCACAGCAGGGCUUACCAUAAUCUGAGUGCAACCACCGAGAAGGCCCUUUCUCUGAAACAUGCUUCCACCCUAGACAGGGCACAGAGAAGCUCAGAUUCUUUGAAACGGAAAUUAAUAUUUGCAGAAUUCCUCUUGGGACAGCAUGGGAAGUGGACUGCACAAGCCAGACACUUUGCUCAGGCUUGCUGAUACUUGUUACUGUAGUGUUAUACUGCAGUUUAUCAUUACAUGUGAACCAGCAUAUAGUAAGUUGGUAGGACUGUGUUUCAAUAGUAGAAGCUAGUCUUGUUUCUUAUCUUUGUCCCAAAUUUAGGGUGGGAUGCAGUCUGCAUAUUAGUUGGAUGAAACUAAGUCCUAACUCUUUUGCACUAAGUCAGUCCCAAGAACCCUGUAAGAAUCAUGCAAACGAUACUGCAAUGUUACUCUUUUGUAGUUUGGUUCAUGUCCCUCAUGUCAUGUUAAAUUUAUUGUUGGCUUUGGACUAUUGAGCAGCAGAAGAUCUCCCAGCAUUCCAUUUAACAUCAGCUGCUAAGAUGAUCAGUCCUGGAUUUUUUUAUAGACAACCUCUGGCUAGAAGAAAAGUUGUCUAAGCUAAUAUAGCAUCUAUCUGUCUACUGAAACCUCAAAAAAUCUCCUUGUGUAUUGCCACAAUUUAGAAGUUAAUUUUCUUAGCCAUUAAAAAAACCUUUCAUUUUACAAGCUGUUACGUAUGUUAGAAUAAGAAUAUGCUUAUUCAGUAUGCAUACAUCAUUUAUUGGAAACCCAUACAUUUGCCUAUUACACAGUGAUAGGCAUUGCAUCACGGUGCAACAUAAUACAUUGAUGCAGUCCUCUAUCUAGAGUUUAUUUUGGGGCAAGAUCUGUGUUCCACUUAUCUUUGUGUUCUAAUGUGUAAGCAGGAGUUAAUUAUAUUGCAUUGUCGUAUUUUGCUUAAAAUUACUUCAAGUAUUUGUUUUUUAUGUUCACAAACUUUUCAGAAAACAUGAAAGAAAAGUCAAGCAUGAUGAGAUACGGAAGAAAUAUGGUAUGUAUAAUUCACAUUUAACACCCCCCCCCCCCAAUAUUUAGCCUAUUCUUAAUCAUGAACUAUUUGGAAAAUACAUCUUCAUACCUUCCCUGUCCCAAAAAAAGAGUUUGGAUGCUGCUGGAACCUAUUUGUUAUAUGGUCUCCAUAUUAUAUGUGGUUUGCAGGGUAAUUUAUGAUAAAAAUAUGAUGUUAAAGCAGUUUCAGUGUCUUGCUGGUCUUUCUUCUUAUAAGAUGGCAAGCCGGUCUUGCAGAUGCCAGACCAUGGUUCUGCAGUGAAUUUGGGAUCUUAACUCGCCUGCAGUAUAUCUGCCCUUACCCUGAACAUUUGCCUAAGAGACUACGUUUAAUUCUUAGCUUGUCUAUGGAGCACAAUCCCAACACCAGAUUGUGAGUUUAAUAUUGCAAUUUUGUUGAAUUUUGAAUGGUGGAGGCAAGAGAGGGUGAAUGAGGGAAGCAAAAGCCUUCUUUAGCCCCUAAUGGUUUAUAGUGUCUUGGAGAUGAGGGAAAAUACAGGCAGUGGUGGGAAAUACUUUUUAAUUAAUUUGUUAAUUUUAACCCUGCCUCCAGUAGAGCCAAUGAUGGCAUGCACAUAAUCCAUUCUAAUAACAGAAUAAAACAUUAAAAACACUCCAUUCAAAAAUUACAGUAAACAGUACCAAUCAACUACAACACAUUGGUACUCUGCUGUUGCCUGCAGUUAUGACACAAAGCUCAAGUUUAUUUGUAUCAUAUCACAAGAGUGAGGUAUAUUAAAACAUAUAUUAAAACACUCAAUAGUCAAACUCUCUUUGGCUAUUAACCUACAGUAACAUGUUUUGUAGUAUAUUGCUUCACCCUCUCUAAAUCAAAAGUUAUAGCUGCUUGAGUGCCUAGAGAGAUCAUGUAGAUGGAAAGGUAGUGUGAAGUAUAAGUCAUUUGCAGGCUUUACUGCUGUAGAGUUUUCUUUUUAGUACUUUAUUUUGCUCUUAAUUCUAGUAUCUUAUGGAUAUUUGAAUUACAUGUUGAACUAAAGUGCUUGGAACACAAUCCAGCCCAAGUUUUAUAGACAGCUGCAUCUAUGAUCUAGUCUUCUAAUUAUUGACAAGAAGAAUUUAUGCCAUGGUGUAAAAGAGGAGACAGCGCCAUAUGUACAGUGUACUGGGAUAAGUGAGGUGAGUCCUGUGCCCAGGAUUAGAAAUCAGAAUUAUUUACUGUGCAUACAAUUAAAAGCAAUCUAUUAAUCUACAAAAAAUCCUGCAUAUUUCUUAUUCUGCACAACUCUGCUACACCCUAGCUAAUAUCUAUUAAAGUGUUACUUAGUCUCCCUGGCUUCUGAAAGUUCACUGGGCACUGCUCCUAAAUCUGAAAAUCUUCACUACUGUAAGGACUAGAAACAUUGUAUACCCAUACUCCUUUGCUUACGCAGCAUGAUCACAGAAUACCCAUCGCUUGAAUUAUUAAUGUAAGCAGCUCCUUUCUAUAUCUUUGGACAGUAAGCAUUUAAUUGGGAUGCUUUCAUCAUUUUUUGAAAAUUAAGCACUACUAAUUGCCUAGUUAGUAUCUCUAGUUGGUAUCCCUUCUCCGCAACAGUGCACCUCCUGUUUAAUAUAGAUCUGGUCCAUACAUCAUUGCAAACUUCACUCAACAAGGGCCUAAUAAAGAAUGUUGCAGAAAACUGUAAAUGCACUAGAUCUUCCCGUCUUCAGUGGUGUGCAGAGGAGUCUUCUCAUUUAAAUAGGCAAGAAUGAAUGGAGAGUAGCAAAUGCUUUGCUAACCCAUCACUAAAUUAAGAUAAUAUCAGAAAUGUCAGCCUUGUUUGGCUUUGAGGGAAUGUCUUUUUACCCCUAUUUCACCCAUCAGCUUUUCUUGCUCCAUUUAAAUGGUAAUUAUAAAUUUAUAAUGCAUUGCAGGUGUUGCUCACUCUAGCCACCGUCCUUUGGGAGCACUGGAAGCAAUAGAGCUUUAAUAAGUGGGACUACUCGGUUUGAGUAGUUUCUUUGUUACGCGAUUUGCCACUUUUUUAUAAGAAACCCUGGUAUGAAUACAGUUUGAUUGCUUAAAUUAUAGGUUCAUGGCUAAAUGAGUUUGAGCAGCAUUUAAAUUAUUUUUCACUGUGGUAACUUUCAAAGGAAAUAGAUGCAAUUGUCGCAUACGUGCUACAAUUCUGUUUGUUAUGCAAGUGAAACAUUACAACAUUUUAUGCUAUGCCUUUGUUUAGAUUCUGAAUACUCUUUCGUAUAGUAGGGGAAUCAACAGAAGGUAGAUCGUGGUCCACUGGUUGACCAGUGGCCAGUUUCUGGUGGACUACCCGAGUAUGUGUUUCUUUAUCUGUCUAUUGUGAAAACUGUUCAUUUAUUCCUACUCUGCUUUUUGUGCUUUAGCCAGUUACUGAUCUGUAAGAGGACCUGCUAUAAAUUUGCUCAAGCGGCUUGGCCAAAAGCUUUUUGAAGCCCACAAGCUUAUUAAUGUUUCAAAAAAAAAAAAAUCUAAAAGGUUGCUGGCACAGGAUUUACCUUUGCAUAAUCCAUGUUGAGUCUUCUUAAGCAUUCAUGGAUUUGCAAUGUGUUCCUGACACCUUCUGCUUCCCCACUCUGACUAGCCACAUGCUUCUCAGUCAUCUGCUGCUUAGCCAUAUUGCCAAGGACCCAAGAAGUUCCCAAACUACAUGUAGUCAUGGUCAGAAUGAGCCAAUAUAAUUAGCUGGAAGUGAAACCAUUUUACCUAUUGUUGCUGGCUUAAUGUCUGAAGGCAGAGAAAACUGAAGAAGGUCCUUUAGAUACUUAGCUUCGGGCCAUACUGAUCUGUAGAUUAGGGAUGGGGAACUUAUGGCCCUCCAGGUAUUGUUGAACCCUAACUGCCAUCUGCCCUAUCCAGCAUGCCCAGUUGUCAGGGAAUUAAUUCCUUUUUCCCUGUUAGUGGAUAUAGUCUCAAACAAGAACUACUUUCCAGUAGGUGAAGACCUUUCCUGACUCUUUGGAAUAAUUUAAGGGCAGAGUCACCUUCAUACAUGCUACCUUCCCUUUAGAUCUGCUGUAGUUCACAACAUUAUUGAAAGAGAGAAUCUGCCACAUCAGGUGGGGCUAACCUGCGACUGGUGGGAGUUGUAGUGCAACACCAUCUGAAGGGCCACAGGUUGGCCACCCAGGUGCUCCAUGUGAUAAGGCAUGCUUAUAAAGUGGAUAGACACAGUUGGCACACAUAGGUUGCAUGAUCUUCUUGCUGUUUGGUCGUUUGGGUUGUUCCUAUCAGGAAGUUAUUUUAAAGCUUUGUGUUUGAAGCCUGAACCAUGUCCAUGUUUGAAUGUCGACAAUUCUGUAUGAUAUCUUUUACUGUGCAUAUCAGUAGAUUAGAUUAUAAUUGCUUGUUAUGUGAUUUUGCUACUGUUGCCUACCUGUUUGUAUGUGUCACUGUAUGCAUCUGAUUGCUGGUCAACAAAUAGUCAUUGAAGGGCUGGGACUCCUUUUCUCUGUGAAUAAUGUUCUUUAAGUGUUGGCAUAUCAGCCUGUCUAUACAGUUUCACAUUGUCUUCUGCAUCUGAUUACCAUGUAGCUAUUCACUAAGCUCAUAUCUUUUGUCUGCUUUCUAAUGUCUGUUACCUCUCCACCCCUAAUUCUAUUUUUAAAAUAUAUGUUAUUUAUAAUUUUUGGGUUUAUACAUUUCAAUAAUUUUACAGUCAUUUUAACAUUUCACAACUUGACUUCCUUCCCCUUCUUUCUGCAGUUCCUUAAAUUUAUUUAUUCAUCUACUUAAAAUAUAUACUCUUAUGAAACUGCAGGUUAUUACAAUGAUUCAGCCAUUGUUCUUAUCUGUUUACAAUUUGUAAAUACUCAAUAUACUAUUUCUAUUAUUUUAUAAAAAGUUUGUUAUCUUGAUUUCUUACUUUUCUGGUAAGUUUCACCAUUUCUGCUUAUUCCAUAAGUUUUUGUAUCCAUUCUUCUUUUGCUGGGACUUCUUUACAUUUUUGAGCAAGUAACAUUCUUGCCUCCCCACCCCUACUUUUAGAUUCUGUUACUUGUCUUUGUACCAGAAUGUCGUACUUCAUAACUCCAGUGUUAAGUACUCUCAUAAUGACACUUCCUGUGCUGUGCUUGUGCUAUGAGUGUCUUUUGUUUAUAUAUAUCAGUGUACUCUUAAAAUAGAUAAUGUCAUUGUGUGUGGACACUACAUGCCAGUUUUAAUUGCUUCCUUAAUUGGUGAGUAAUCAGGUUAGACUAGACAUGAUGAAACUCCUUUGUGUCUGUGGGAACUAAGCCUUGAUUAAAGUUCUUGAUGGAUGGUGAAGUGUGAUUUGAAGCCUUCCAAGUUUUAAUUAUCUAUUUAGAAUUUGCCUUCACUUUAUCUUUUCGCUCAGUGGCAAGUGUUUCUGGUUUCUUAGUCUGUGUGUUGAGCUGCUUUUCAUCAGGUGUUGGAGUGUUGUCUACUUUUUCUAGGUGCUGCUCAUCAUAUUUUUCCAGUAGCGCUAUUAUAAAUGGAGAUCAUAUAAUCCUUAAAAUUGGUCUUGGCUGCAUUCUGCAGAACUUCAGUACCUUUUUUGUACUUGAUGUUCAUCCUGACACCCAAGCGACAACCUAGUUUGUUGUGAUAACAUGAUAUUAUUCUAUUUGCAAUUUGGAAGCAGAGUUCACUUCAUCAGCUCUGCUGUGAGAGGCCAUCUCCAUCAGGCCUUCUCUCCCCUCAGCUGCCAUCUGCGGGCAGGCAUUUGAUCAGGCUGCCUCAAUGGGAGGGAUAAGAAGCAGGGCUCAUUUCAUCAGCUUUGCUGGAAGUGCAGCUUCAUCAGCCACCUCCUGCCUCUGAAUUAUGCCAGCUGGUCACUAUAGGAGCAACUGUUUAGAAAUUGGUGUCUGACUUUUGAUUUUCCUCUUCCAUCUCUGUCCCUUUCCCCUUGUGGUUUGUGGGUAGGCUUGUUUUGCUUGUAUGUAAGUGACUCUGGGAUCCUUUUUGGCUGAAAAGCUGGGUACAGGUGUUCUAAAUAAAUAAAUUUUGACAUGGCAGAACAGGUUCAAUGUACUGGUGCAGUAUAUUGGGCUGUACCAUCUUUGGCAACAUAGCUGGUUUGCUAUGUUUUAGCUACCUGGUUGAAAAAUAUUUUCUUAAAUAUGUUAUUUUAAUUGUCCUGCUUUUUCCCCAGGUCUCCUUCAGGAUUCUGACCAUCCAUAUAGCAGAUAUGAGAAUGAAUGAAAACGGAUGCUACUGUGUCUUCUUAAAGAUGGCAAAAAUGUGAAGUUAAUUUUCUGGUUCCAGUUUAAAUCACCAAAUAUGUGCAUAAAUGCUUAAUAGAAAAUGGUCUUUCCCCCCUUUGUAAACAGCAUUCUGUUUGUGUAUAUAAUUUUUUUCUAAUAUAGAAUGCAAUUGUGGUUCCUUUUCUCUCUUCCCCCAUCCCCUGUUCCUUUUCUAGACCUCUUAUUUAAUGGAAUGUGAGUUGAGUACAGAAAUAACAAUCAUGUCAUUUCCCCUAACACUCUAACCUUUAUAAAACAAAGAUAUCAUCGUCUUUUCCACAUAAUGCUAAAUAAAGACCUCCUUUAAAUCUGUGUCAAGUAAGUGUUGGCAAGUAUUUGACACUACAGACAUGUGUGGUAUCAAGUGAUGACAAAUAAUUACAGCCUAUGCCGCUUCCAAGACUGUUAAUAGAAUAUGAGGGGUGUAUGUGAGAGUAUGCUGGUGUGAAAUGGCCACCUUGGGCACAGCAACCAGACCUGGAUAGCUUUUGGUGUUUCUAAGUCAAUCAGUACUUUCUUGCUCUGCCCCAGCUCCUUGAAUGUGGGUACCUAAUGGAUGCAAACAUAUCCUUGCCUCUAGCUUUUCAAAUCUCUCUCUCUCUCUCUCUCUCUCUCACACACACACACGCACAUAAACACACACACCAGUUGGAUUUGCAGUGGCACAUAUCCUCUCCCAAUAUCUUGCCCCAUUUGGGCCUUCACUGCAGUUUGAGCAGACAACUCCAUUGCCACUUAGGGAGAUAAGUGCCCUGCUUAGGUGUUGGGAGAGGGUUCUGAUUUGUGAUCAUUAUAGACCAACAUUUGAAUGACAAUGGAUAUUCAACAAUACCUGAUAGCCUUGUUCCAUUUUUCUACAACAUGUAGAAAGCAAAUAAAUUUUUCUAAUGUAUAAAGAACAA
Podarcis lilfordi (Lilford's wall lizard) is the source of this 22335-nucleotide messenger RNA. The record is from the annotation of a GenBank genome assembly. Lineage: Eukaryota; Metazoa; Chordata; Lepidosauria; Squamata; Lacertidae.